UGGGGAAGGGAACACUCUUCCUCCUCCUCCAAACUUCUAUUUAUUCCCCCUCGCCCCACCCCUCCUCCCCUCACAAAUCUCCCAUUGCCACUGUGAUACACACACUCUCUCUCUCUCUCUCUCUCUCUCUCUCUCUCUCUCUCUAAAAUGUCUCUCUGUGCGUUUUUCUUUUUGGGAUUUCUCUCCCUCGCCUCAACAGCUCUUGGUUAUGGCACUGGGGCAUGGGUUGAUGCCCAUGCCACUUUCUACGGUGGGGGUGAUGCCGCAGGCACAAUGGGUGGAGCUUGUGGGUAUGGGAACCUUUAUAGCCAGGGAUAUGGGACGAACAACGCGGCUCUGAGCACCGCACUGUUCAACAGCGGCUUGAGCUGCGGGGCUUGUUUCGAGCUAAAGUGUUUGAAUGACCCAAAGUGGUGCCUGCCGGGCUCCAUUCUGGUCACUGCCACCAAUUUCUGCCCUCCAAACAAUGCUCUGCCCAACAAUGCAGGGGGGUGGUGCAACCCUCCUCUCCAGCACUUUGAUCUCUCUCAGCCUGUCUUCCAGCGCAUUGCCCGAUACAGAGCUGGGAUUGUGCCCGUCGCUUACAGGAGGGUACCCUGCAGGAAGAGGGGAGGCAUCAGAUUCACCAUCAACGGCCACCCUUACUUCAACUUGGUGCUAAUCACCAACGUGGGAGGCGCCGGUGACGUUCACGCGGUUUCCAUCAAAGGAUCAAGAACAGGGUGGCAGCCAAUUUCAAGGAACUGGGGUCAGAACUGGCAGAGCAACUCCUACCUCAACGGACAAGCCCUCUCUUUUGAGGUUACCACCAGCGACGGCCGCUCUGUCGUCUCCAACAACGUCGUCCCCGCUAGCUGGUCCUUUGGCCAGACCUUUAGCGGCGGGCAAUUCCCAUAGACACCCAUAGUGUCUCCGCCACAAGCAUUGAAGAUAAAACAGUAGUGCUAUAAGAUUAAUUAUAUAUAUAUGUCAUAAAAGAGUCAGUAUUAGCCAAGUCUAAGAAGGGCUAAUUUUAUGAUGGCUUUUUGUCAUUUGAUUGUGAGGAUUCUGCUCUGCCUGUUUUAAAAAGGUAGGCAGAGAUUGGCAGUGGUGGGCAUUUGCAAGUUACCACCCGCCACUUAUUUUGAUUAUUUGUAUUGAAGUUGUUCUGUCAAUUGUGUUCUCUAUCAGUCUGAGGGUUCUAAGGAAUGAAUUUAUUAUGUGUUCAUCGAUCCCUCCACUGGCAUAGUUCAGUGAUUUGAGAUUAUAUUGUCUGUAAGUUUAUGUUAUAUCUCGGAUCAGUUCUUUAUGAUUACAAAAUUUGGGAGUUUUUGUGUUAA
Malania oleifera is the source of this 1319-nucleotide messenger RNA. Its product is annotated as expansin-A1-like. The transcript is spliced from 3 exons. The record is from RefSeq and is a predicted model, not a curated record. Bases 148 to 897 code for a protein of 249 amino acids. NCBI's taxonomy places the organism in Eukaryota, Viridiplantae, Streptophyta, Magnoliopsida, Santalales, Ximeniaceae. Gene Ontology annotation, biological process: plant-type cell wall organization. Gene Ontology annotation, cellular component: extracellular region.